Anneissia japonica is the source of this 2364-nucleotide messenger RNA. RefSeq lists its product as uncharacterized. The record is from RefSeq and is a predicted model, not a curated record. Gene Ontology annotation, cellular component: AMPA glutamate receptor complex; postsynaptic density membrane. Bases 466 to 1359 code for a protein of 297 amino acids. Lineage: Eukaryota; Metazoa; Echinodermata; Crinoidea; Comatulida; Comatulidae. Gene Ontology annotation, biological process: positive regulation of synaptic transmission, glutamatergic; postsynaptic neurotransmitter receptor diffusion trapping; neurotransmitter receptor transport, postsynaptic endosome to lysosome. Gene Ontology annotation, molecular function: channel regulator activity; voltage-gated calcium channel activity. The transcript has 7 exons.
UUACUUUUGUUUGAAAGAUGAAAGAUUCAUUGCCAGAAUGCUGCUGCAUAAUGAAAUGAUGAUGAUGUUACUUGGUACUUGGUUGGUUUGACCUACAAAUAUCCAAGGUGAAGUUUGAUGAAGCUUGCUAUUCUCCAAUCAAUUUCCCAUGAAUCUGAAAUUCUAUAACGAUUGUCUUUCAUUUAACGCUCAUUGCAUUUGCGUCGAGUGAGUCUCUGAGGUGGUGUAUGGUAUGUAGUAUCUGUAGAUUCAGGAUUUACUGAUGUAAAUACGACCGAUAGGAGGUCACGAAGCAGUCGUCGUCCAUCGCUCAUCAUCAUUAGGCCCAUUCACGCAAAUGACAUGACGGAUCUUCAUCUGUAAAGUCACUGAAGAAGCUUUUACAGUGUGCGCAGCUGGUGCUCUAUAUGUGUCUGGAUUAGUUCGUUUCGACACGUGUAAUCAAGUUGGCCUACGGUACAAGAAAUGCAGAAAUUACCAGGUCUUAGACUGGGCUCUAAGAAACAGCCUCUCCUCACCGUCGGUAUGUUGGCGUUCGGUGUGCUCUCGAUGCUGCUUCUUAUUGGAGGCCUGUUCAGUGAUUACUGGAUUAUUACGACCGAACUAGCCUACGAGAGAGAAUUUGGUAACGCAACGCUUCAGGCCUGGGUUAAGCUUCAUGCAGGCCUUUUCAAAGCCUGCCCAUAUGAAGUGGAAAUUAUGUGGAUUCCGAGUAAUCUUUGGAAAAUGACGGGAACAAGUAGUGAAAUAACACCGCUCUAUCCGCAUUCCCUCGCACCUAAUGGUAAAAACGAUACAACGGUCAUAGAUGAAUGCGGCAAUAUUCCAUACAUCUCACCUAACUUAUCCCAGCCUGCUCCGAAUAUUAAUGUUGCUCUUUUAAGAGGAAUAUGGAAAACGACAAUUCUUCUUCUCAUAAGUCUGUUUUUAACGAUACUUGGUUGCAGUAUGGCAACAUAUGGACUGACAGAUAGUUUCUCUUCAAGUCGUCGGCAUUGGGUUUUCAUAGCUGGGAAGACGUUUAUCUUAUCAGGUUUAUUCAUUAUGCUGGGUUUACUGCUGUUUUUCUUUUGUAUUGAUCAAGUGAUGAUGGAGAAGAUGCCGCGAUCCAACAAGAAGGUGUUCACUUAUGGAUUCUCCGUGUCGUUCGCAGUUGUUUCUUGCGCACUACCAGCUGGCGAGAUCUCAGGAGUAUCCGCUGUGUACCUUUACACAAACUCGACUGUAUCGUCACAACCGUCACGAACUAGACCUCCACGACCAAUCAGAAGCCUAACUGCUCACGCUGCGUUAACGCCUAGGCCUUCGAUUGAACCGCCAGUUUUAACGAUAACCGGAGUCAGUCGAUAUAACGAAUAAGCAAUAAUUGCGUUCCCUUUUAGAUGUUGCAUCAUCAAUGAUUCAUAAUUUAUAAAACUUAUAAUGGUAUGUCACUGAGAUAAUAAAAAGAUUAACACGCGUCGUUACACAGGUAAUAUUGCACGUACGUGUGGAAUCGAAGUACGGUAGUUGUGUGUAAGUUUACCGUCUGCGAACAAUCAUUCGGUGAUGCAACCGCCAAGAAUAUCAUGAAGUUCAUUAUUUUAUUGGUUGAAUUUUUAUCUGUAAUUUUCCCAAGUCGCCUUUCACAAUCUCCACGUAGGCAUACAUGACUUAUGCCGACAUCAGUUCGGCGCCGUAUCCUUUCUCUCAUUAUAAAACUUAAUAAAGUAGCAAUUAUUAUCUCAAAGUUUUUAUAUUUGAACACUAAAGUUUACGAAUUAAUUUCCAUUUUGUUAUUAUUGUAUCAGUGUAUUGCUAUUUCGUAAAUUUGUGUAACGUAGGCCUAUAUAUCUAGGAUAUAGACAUUACGCCUGUAUAGUUAAUUUAGCUGAAUAGUACAGUCUGCUGUAUAAUAAUAGGCCUAAAUAGUUUGCAAUAAAACUUGAACAAAACAAACAAUAUCAACUACAACGUGAACAAAGUGUUUCGUUUUACUGAUAUCGUUAGAUUAAUGCAGGAGUUGCAGUUGUACCAAAAUAUUGGUCUAUUUAGCUCUAAUGACAGGCCAAUGUGUUCACGUAAAACGAAUGUAUACAAUGCUUCGUUCACACUAAAGUAAACCUUGGUUCAUACUAGAGACAUUUUGACGUACCGGAAGAAAACGCGAGCAAAGCUACGCGCCUGUUGCGUUACUCUUGCGUUUGCCCGAAAUUUGCUCUAGCGUAAACUAUGCGUCAACCAAGCUUUAAGCUCUGUCAAUCAAGAUAUAACAUUUUAUUUGACCAUGCAACUGUUGUAUGCCCAUAUUUAGUCAUGGUGUGCCUAUAUAUGGUCAUGAUGUGAUGUCAUCAUGAACAUUUAGGCAUGUCACAUGAUCUUGCC